UGGCCGACUCCCUCAAAGAGAGGCAAGGAGAGGUGGUGAGGCCAAGGGAUGUGGUGCACCGAACUCUAUUGUUCGUUUGGUGUUCUCAAGUGAGGUGGGUAGAAAUGAGAUGGACCAUCUGCUAUGCAGGGCUGUGGACCUGACGGGGAUUGCCCAGCUAUCUAGCUUUUUCCCCAUGCUGGCCAUCGUCGAUAGAUUGAGCCCACGAAGAAGAUUGAUCAAAAAGUUGUUCCAUAUUUGGGAGGGGAUGAUCAAUGAGCGGAGGGAGAGCAAGGGUGAAUCUAUUGGGGCAAAGUCUCCACAUGAUUUUCUCAGUGUAUUGCUUAGUGCUGAGUUCAGUGAUCCACAGGUCAAUGCGUUGCUUCUGGAUAUCUUCGUUGCAGGCACUGACACUGCCACUACAACAAUUGAGUGGGUCAUGGCAGAGUUGAUCAAGAACAAACCGAUCCUGGAAAACCUUCGCUCUGAACUCGAAAGGGAGAUUGGAGAAGACAUAGUGAGGGAGUCCCAUCUACCUCAUCUUCACUAUCUUCAUGCAUGCAUAAAAGAGACUCAAAGGUUGCACCCUGCUGUUCCUCUUCUCGUUCAUGAAGCUCUGCAAACGUGUGAAACGAUGGACUGCACCAUUCCAAAAGGUUGCCACGUGCUGGUGAAUGUCUGGGCCAUCGGAAGAGAUCCAGAGACAUGGGAGGAUCCAUUGACAUUCUCGCCGCAGCGAUUUAUCGACUCUUCGAUGGGAUACAAAGGAAAUGAUUUCAAGUUCAUACCAUUUGGUGAGGGGAGAAGGAGCUGUCCAGGAGUGCCACUGGUUAACCAAAUUGUUCCCCUAAUUUUGGCUUCGCUCAUACACAGCUUUGAGUGGUCGAUGCCCCAUGGGAUGGACUCUGGUCACUUGGACAUGGACGAGAAGUUUGGGCUGACCUUGCACAAGCGUCAUCCUCUCCUCCUUGUUCCAAGAGCAAGGAAUUGAUGCAUGCACUAGCCACUGCAGGGUAUCUAUGCUCCUCUAUCAGCAGUGAGAUAACUAUUCUAGAACCGUACUAUUUCAUGCUUCACUUGCAGUAAAUUAUAGAAGCUUAUGGUUGAUUGGAUAGUAAAGUGUCCUAAAGUUCUCUUGGUACGUGAUGCAAAUAAGUAUAGAAAGCAUUAG
Elaeis guineensis (African oil palm) is the source of this 1150-nucleotide messenger RNA. Its product is annotated as probable (S)-N-methylcoclaurine 3'-hydroxylase isozyme 2. The record is from RefSeq and is a predicted model, not a curated record. Lineage: Eukaryota; Viridiplantae; Streptophyta; Magnoliopsida; Arecales; Arecaceae. Gene Ontology annotation, molecular function: oxidoreductase activity, acting on paired donors, with incorporation or reduction of molecular oxygen; monooxygenase activity; heme binding.